GCCGGAAAUGUACUGGACCGUUCAAGCGAAUCCUUGACAGCUGCCACGAAGUAGCCCUAUGCCGGUAGGAUAGCAUUGACAGGCUGAUAUUCUCUCAGCAGACAUCGUAAGGUAGGAGUAGAUGCGGUACGGGCGAAUAUCCAAGCAUGUAUCUCUUGGGACGAUGUCUCGGCAGUGACCAGAUGUUAUGUUAAUCUACUGUGUCUCCUUGACAUCAGUCAACUAACGCCUAAUACUCCCACUCGUAGUCUUCUUGCCUUUCUCCACCUCGUCCUUCCGUGAAGAGUCAAAACAGGAUCACCGCCAAGAUGACGAAAGUCAAAUUCACCCUCCCACCGGCAGCCGAUAAAGUCACAUCGCUCUUCCACACUAAGCAGAUCAGGGAGGAUGACCCGCCAGUCUUCAACCAACCAUUCAACACCAGCUCAUGUCCGCAUCACCGUAUCUCGAGGCUGCUCUACAGCAUCUCCCUCACUCUCUUGCUCGUUAUAGCAGUCCCGGUUAUCGCACUUAAAGCAUUAACCUAUAGCUUCAUCGAGGACAACCGUAUGAUGGGAUUCACUUUCCAGACGAGAGAAAAGAAUGGCGACCCCGGCGAUGCCAUCAUCAUGGCCGCUCUACCAAGGAUGCUAUACGCCGUACCAGCAAAACUAGCCAUCAUCGCCGGUACAGUCGGCAUAUGUCUAGCCGCCGCACAUCUCGGAUUCGUCUGCACAGAUUGGAAAAAGGGCAACAGGACGCAAUCCUACGCUUUCCGUCGCAACAUAAUGUUUCUCCACAUCACCAACGCCAUCCUCGUCCUCUUCGCCCUCGUCUCAAUCUACGUAACACACAAGAACACAUCCCACUUCCGUGAGGGCGUUGUCAACUUCCAAGUCUCACGUAUUAACGACACCACCUCCACCUCCACCCAACAAUCCCCGGCCUUCUUCCGCUACAACUUCGGUACCUUUGACCUCGAAACCUGGGCUUGCGAGCUCGCGAAUGUUGAGGGUGCAGGUAUGGUAAGGGAAGACUAUGGCAAGCAGUGCGGGAUUGAGAUCGCAGGAAGAGCGGUUAUGAUCCCUUUUGUGGUUGUUGUUUGGGGGGUUGCGGCGAUUGGGCUUUGGGGAUUUGUGGGCGGUGGACGGAGGGGGCCGGAUGGGGAGAGGAUGAAGACUGACGAGGUGGGGUUGGAGAUGGGGAAGAUGAAUGCUACAGAUGACUGAGCGUCAUCUCAUCCUUCCUCACCACUCUGAAAGUAUGGCGGCGUCUGGUUAUUCUCGGCAUUUCUGGCGUUUGGUGGUUUCUUCGCAUCUUUCUCGGUAAUGUUUCUCUCCUCGUUUCUUUACUUCUCGCAUACACGACAGCGAUGAUACCCUCUAUUCACUUCUCAACUCCUAUCGUUUUCUCGCAUUCAGGCCUUUUGCUGGUCAAAGGUCUUGUCUUCUUUUUUUCCGGUUGUUUGGAUCAAACGUCGCCAAGUGCUGGGGCGUUUCAUAAUUUACUUUUUUGCAUGGCAUGACAUGGCAUAAUGUUCAGUCUGAUAUACAUCAACGCGUUCUCAUAUUAUUGCUACCUGGCGAAAUAUUACGAC
This is a messenger RNA of Alternaria rosae, 1576 nucleotides long. RefSeq lists its product as uncharacterized. The record is from RefSeq and is a predicted model, not a curated record. NCBI's taxonomy places the organism in Eukaryota, Fungi, Ascomycota, Dothideomycetes, Pleosporales, Pleosporaceae. The transcript is spliced from 2 exons. Bases 309 to 1208 code for a protein of 299 amino acids.